UUUUUUUUUUUUCAUUUAUUCCAUAUGCUUCGUUCUUUUCUUCAACCUAUUAGAGUGAAAACACUCAUUCAUACACAACAUCGAACUUUUAGUACAACUUUAUUAAGAUUAUCACAAGAAACUCAAGAUAAUAAUACUAUUGAAUCAGAAGAAGAACAACAACAAGAACCAAUCAAACUUUCUCGAAGAAGACGACGAUUCCAUGAAUGGGCUCAAUCUAUUGGAAGUAGAUAUACAAGACCUGCUGAAGGCACAACCAAUUAUCUUGGCAUGACACCUUUCCCUAAGAAUCCACUUUUUCAACCUAGACCUCCUCUUUCUGACGCCAAACGUGAAGAAAUCUAUCAAUUGUAUGUAUCUGAUCCUGAAGUAUGGACUAUUCGACAAUUGGCUGGUAAAUUUGGAUAUUCUUUAAAACGUGUAGAAGCUAUUUUGAAAUUGAAAGCAAGUGAAAAAGAAAUGGAAGCUUCAGGUAUUCCUUUACAACGUCAAUUCACCAAAGGCAUGGAACAAUAUAUGGGUGCUGAUCAACCUGCCGUUUUAUUGCAAGAACCAUUAAUUGAUAUUUUCCCCAAUGUCAGUAAACCUAGAUUCAAGUUGAUAGAAGAAGAUGCUGAAUUCACUUCCAAGGAUGCUGCCAAUGUAUUGAAUCGAAAACCUUACAAGUUAUUGGAAAAACAAAGUAUUGCUUUAGAAGAAGCUAAAUUCAAACCUUCAGCAACUCAAUCACAAGACAACACCUCAUCCUCCAAGAAAGCAAGUAAAUUUGUUAUUGUAGAUACAAGUAGUCAAUAGAAUAGAAAAAUCCCCCCCUCCCUCAUCAUCAUUCUUCUUUUUUUUUUUCCUCUUUUCUUUUUUUUUUUAUUGUCAUUAUUUCCU
Halteromyces radiatus is the source of this 879-nucleotide messenger RNA. Its product is annotated as eukaryotic mitochondrial regulator protein-domain-containing protein. The coding region runs from base 25 to 795 and encodes 256 amino acids. Lineage: Eukaryota; Fungi; Mucoromycota; Mucoromycetes; Mucorales; Cunninghamellaceae. The transcript is spliced from 4 exons. Gene Ontology annotation, biological process: mitochondrial translation. Gene Ontology annotation, cellular component: mitochondrial small ribosomal subunit. The record is from RefSeq and is a predicted model, not a curated record. Gene Ontology annotation, molecular function: structural constituent of ribosome.